Messenger RNA from Papaver somniferum (opium poppy), 804 nucleotides. Its product is annotated as protein MAIN-LIKE 1-like. NCBI's taxonomy places the organism in Eukaryota, Viridiplantae, Streptophyta, Magnoliopsida, Ranunculales, Papaveraceae. The coding region runs from base 1 to 804 and encodes 267 amino acids. The record is from RefSeq and is a predicted model, not a curated record. The transcript has 2 exons.
AUGCCCGACGAGCUGAAGAUGUUAGUUCGCGGCCCUGAUGAUCCACCUUUAGGGAUACCAGGUGAUGGAGGAAAUGUGUUAUGGGGUUACAAAGGAAGUUGGGUCGGCGUCGUCUACAAUACCAUAGAUCACAAGCAUGUCGUUCGUCUUGUGAAACCUGGAACGUCAGUGAAUAUGAUGACGAUAUGGCUACUUAUAGAUGAUGAAUUAAGCAAGGGAGAAGUUCCGGAAGUGGUCGAUCUAGUCAAUUCUACGGGGUUUCUUUCUGUGGUCAACAAUUUGGGCCACCUUGGUUACGGCAGACCUCUUUGUUCCACCUUCGCCGAGAGAUACUAUGGGGAAACGGAUACUUUACAUCUUCCGUUUGGAGAAAUGACGAUAACUCCAAAUGAUGCGAAGUUCAUUACCGGGCUAAGCAUAGAAGGUAAAUCCGUGAAGCACAAAGAGUACGUACAAGAGAUUGAUUGGGACAAGAUUUACAAGUGGACCAAGGAAGUGUUCCAAUGGGAUGAGGAGAAGACCAAGCAGGAGAUGCUAUUAGGCAAGGAAAAGCAGAGGAUAUUCCAUCUCUCGAGGCUGAGGAGCAAUUUUAUGGGAACAAAGAAGCUUCGUCAUGAGGGAAAAGAGGUGACGCGAGAACGUAUCAUCGCUACGGCCAAUGUGUAUGUCCUCUAUAUCCUUGGAGUUGUUAUCUUCCACGACGUUUCCGGUGCCCGUGUUAACGCCAACUUUAUCCAGCUAUUGAAACAUUUAACAAGAUACAGGACUACUCUUGGGGCACUGUCAUCCUUGCACACUCUUUGA